Oryzias melastigma (Indian medaka) is the source of this 1194-nucleotide messenger RNA. RefSeq names its product v-mos Moloney murine sarcoma viral oncogene homolog (gene mos). Lineage: Eukaryota; Metazoa; Chordata; Actinopteri; Beloniformes; Adrianichthyidae. The transcript has a single exon. The record is from RefSeq and is a predicted model, not a curated record. Gene Ontology annotation, biological process: protein phosphorylation. The coding region runs from base 147 to 1121 and encodes 324 amino acids. Gene Ontology annotation, molecular function: protein kinase activity; ATP binding.
ACAAGAUGAUGCAAGUUUCCCUUUCCCCUUGAUAUCCAAUAAAGCAGAUAAAUCAUCAGUCAAGCAAACGGCUGGUCUCAGGUGUUUUGUCCCUCCUCCCUCGCCAUAUAAGCGCACCUGUGACAGGCACGAGGCCAGACUCCGCCAUGCCUUCUCCGAUCCCCCCCACCCGCUUGUUGCCCAAAGGCCUGUUUCCCAGCGCGGCGGGCGGUGCCUGCAGCAGCCCACUGGGCCCCCGCACGGCGCGUGGCGGAGCCGCCCCCCGGUGCUGCUCCUCGUUCAUCCUUUGGGAGCAGCUGCGCCCCGUGGAGGCGGUGGGUUCGGGCGGCUUCGGCUCCGUGUUCAGGGCGGAGUACCUCGGGAAGACCGUGGCUCUGAAGAGGGUGAAGAAGAGCAGUAAGAACCGGCUGGCUUCCCGCCAGAGCUUCUGGGCGGAGCUGAACGUCGCUCACCUGCACCACAACAACAUAGUGCGCGUGAUCGCGGCGAGCACGUCCGCGCCGGGAGGCUCUGAGGCCGACAGCAGCAUCGGGACCAUCCUGAUGGAGUUCGUGGGGAACCGGAACCUCCAGCAGAUCAUCUACGGGACGUCGGAGCCGCUGCGGGAGGAGCGCUGCCUCCGGUACUCUGCAGACAUCGCGCGCGGGCUCCGGUACCUGCACGCGCACAGCCUCGUGCACCUGGACAUAAAGCCCGCCAACGUCCUCGUGAGCAGCGAGGAAGUCUGUAAAAUAGCAGAUUUCGGCUGUUCCGUGAAACUGGACCGCGCGCGGGAAACCUGCGCGGACCACCCGCACGUCAGCCUCGUGGGUGGCACGUACACGCACCGAGCCCCGGAGCUGCUGAAGGGCGAGGCCGUGUCUCCCAAGGCGGACAUCUUCUCCUUCGGAAUCACGCUGUGGCAGCUGCUGACCCGGGAGCCGCCCUACGCGGGCGAGCGCCAGCGCGUGCUCUACGCCAUCGUGGCGCAGGACCUGCGGCCCUCGCUGCGGGACAGCGCCGUGUUCGGCUCGGAGCUGGGGGGGCGGCUCCGGGCACUGCUGGGCGCGUGCUGGAGCGCAGACGCUCUCCGCAGACCCAGUGCGUCUGAGCUGCUGGAGCUGCUGCAGCAGCUGCUGUAACCCGGAUGGAUUCUGGAGCUCUUUUUACUCACAUGUUCUGAUUACUUUUCAUUAAAAUGUUUCUAAUGCUGAA